Camellia sinensis is the source of this 330-nucleotide messenger RNA. Lineage: Eukaryota; Viridiplantae; Streptophyta; Magnoliopsida; Ericales; Theaceae. The record is from RefSeq and is a predicted model, not a curated record.
AUGUUUUUGGAGCUGAGGAUUGGUCUCAUCCAAAAAAGAAAGAAAUAUACUGAGAAACUUGAUAGUCUUCUUGAUCAGAUCAAGAGAGUUGGAUAUGUUGCUUUCACAGAUUCUAUCCCACUGGACCUAGACAAUAAUACGAAGGAGAAGGUUCUUCAUCGUCACUGUGAGAGGAUAGCUAUCACAUUUGCACUAAUAAGCAUGCCAGUUGGGAAGACAAUCACCGUGAAGAAAAAUUUGAGGGUUGUUGGGAUAGAGAUAAUUGUCAGCGACAAAAGUAGAUUUCACCAUUUCGAGGAUGGGUCGUGUUUUGGUGGGGAUUAUUGGUAA